Molecule: messenger RNA, 2870 nt
Organism: Pelobates cultripes (western spadefoot toad)
Lineage: Eukaryota; Metazoa; Chordata; Amphibia; Anura; Pelobatidae
Source: the annotation of a GenBank genome assembly
UUUUUUUUUUUUAAUUCUUUAUUUAUUGCGUGCAAAGAGGUAACAUUGCUUGGUGCGCCACAACAGCUGCAGCAAACAGAGAGAUAAGAUGUACAGGGUUAUGGCAGUCGCAUGCGUUGCACAUUUUUAAAUUAUAGAUCAUGCAGAAUAAAACAAUAUAACAAGCAUAGUGCUGUUAAGUAAGACUUUUAUAGCUAUUCUAUGCAUGCUUAAUUAAACAGUGGUUGUAUAACUAUUUAGUUACAGGCUUAUGCAAAAUAACAUCAGAUACAGGUUUCUCUAGUUAAUUAAAGUUAACCACCAGGGGGCAGUGAGUCGCUGGGUCAGUCGGCUAACAUAUACAUGUGUGCUCAUUCAUUAUUAAAUGAUUUCCAAAUUUGUGCUGUGUGGAUCUGCAGGAACCAGAUCAAUUUUAAUAGACUCAUAAUAAUACAGAGAAUGACACAGAGUGGCAUGUUAACAUAAAAAGGUAUCUAGUGCUCUGCUGGGAUCCUAGUAAUAUAUGAGUAUCAGUCACAGCUAGGAAAUGAGUCUUGUGUCCAGUGUCCUUUAUUCCUCCAUGUUAAUGCAGGGUCAGAGUCUCAGUAUGGUCCCCACAGAUCCAUCCGCCGCAAAGGAAAUGUUGCCUCAGGUAAAACGAUUAUUAGCCAUGGUUACUUAAUGAAUGUGCACCCUUCAGGGUUGUCUGAUGGGCGGAGAGGGUUCUCCACUAGCCGCUGUCGAUGCAUAACUUUCAGGUCAGCCUCCGUUUCCAGACAGUACUCAGCUGUUGCUUGACUGUCGCUGCCUCCAUGCAUCGGCUUAUACUGGGUGCGGCGGCCAUCUUGGGUUGUUCCACGCGGUCACUGAGUGGUCUGUUCACCUCACUGUUUGCCCAAAGGGAUCUCCGCCUUCCCGGUGGGGUCCGGGAUAACCCCCCCGGCCCACAGGGGGGGGGAGAACGAGGCCCUUUGCCGGCGUGCGGGAGGACCCGCCGGACUAAGCGCGGGAGAUCGGCCAUUUCUCCCGCCAGAGCCUCACGACGGGCCGCAAUACCAUCCGCCCAGCAGUCAGCCUUGCCGGUAGGGUAUGGGCCGACAGCUGCCCCAAGUGUUGUGGCUCAGGUCCCCAGUGCCUUCUCAUAGUUGCCGGUUGUUUUUUAGGGGGAGAUAUAGUAGUUUUGGGCUGAUUAAUGGGCUUUCAUCGUGGAGCCAAGGCGCUCCACGUCCAUCCGGCUCAGCGUGCAGGCCCCGCCCCCACUACUUUUCAAUUUAUUAUUGAAUACACUUAAUAUAUAAAUAUAUGUGUUGUUACUUUUAAGAAACCAAAUUCAGACAGGAGCUUUCUUGUCUAUGUCUUGGCAGAUGACUUGACUCAGCAGGAAUACUUAUGGUUAAUCAAAAAAAAAAGAAAAAUAUAAAAGUCCUUCUCAACAAGAGAAUUUAAGUGGUAAAUCCAAAAAAGAAAUAUGUCUUUCUCUACAGGAGGAGUUAAGUGGUUAAUACAAAAAGAAAGUAUAACAGUCUUUCUCAGCAGAAGAAUCCAAGUGGUUAAUCCAAAAGGAAGUAUAACAGUCUUUCUUAGCAGUAGGACUGAAAUGGUUAAUCCAAAAGGAAAUAUAACAGUCUCUUAGCAGGAGGACUUAAACGGUUAAAACAAAAAAUAAAUAUAAUGUUAAAUGGUUAAGCCAAUGAAAAUUAAAGGGACACUAUAGUCACCUGAACAACUUCAGCUUAAUGAGGUUGUUCAGGUGAGAACUAUAGCUCCCUGCAGCCUCUCUCACGUAAACACUGUAUUUUCUGAGAAAAUACAGUGUUUACAUUCAAAGCUAGAGACACCUCCAGUUGCAGUCACUCAGACUGCCACCAGAGGGACUUCAGAGUUGAUUGAGGCAUAAAACGCCUCAAUCCACUCAGAUCUGCUGUCAGCAGACAGAGGGCAGCUCUGUGCACAAGCAUCCUGUCUGCGUGGGAGUGACUUGAGCGGACAAGCUGAAGACCGGAGACCGAGGAGGAGGGGAGGAUUCAAACUGUAAGUAAAUGUAUUUAGUGAGUGUGGGUGGGUGGGUGACGGUGGGUGGAUAUGGAUGAUGGGAAUGGAUGGAUGGAUAGAGAGUGUGUGUGUAUAUGUCUAUUUUUUUUUUUACUUGUAUAGAGAGGUGUAUAUAUAUAUAUAUAUAUAUAUAUAUUUUCUAUGCAAACACAAUAAAAAAGGAAAAAGGGUAAGCGCUAGGUAACACAAAAGCUGCAACCUGUAAAGGGAAUCCCUCAAACAACCCUCCAAUACAAUAGAAAUAAAAGGAACAAGAUAAAAGGCUGCGCUAAAUAAUAGAAAUAUAAAAAUCUAAAUAGAGUCUCUUAACUGGAGUAGGAUCUACUUAAAAUCCAGAGUCCGUAAAGUGCUUGGUCUUGGAAGGUGCUUUGUCCAUGGAGAAGUAUCCUGGCUGCUUGUUCAACAGAGUCGGUAGCUUGGAACGAGAAGAGCAGACAUACAAACCAAAAAUAGUGUAAUACGUCCUAUAUAAUAUAGAAAAUGAUAUAGAAGGAGGUAUUCCACUCACGUGAGGUAGAGCUGUAACUAGCUCUAGUAUAGCAGGCGUGCAGCGGUAUGAUCCCCGCUUGUAGGAUAUAAUGAAGAGUAUGUAGCAGGAUACUGGGUCCGCGAGACGAUGAUGCACUCAAAUACAAAUAGAGAGACAACCAAUAGUGUUGACUGAUAGGAAUAAAAUGAAGAUAAAAGGGUACUCACAAGGAAGGAGCAGGCAAACUGCUCCUUGGAGAUAGCUUCGGUGGUAUGAUCCCCACAAGAUAAAAAUGCCAGGUAAAAAAUAAAUAAAAAUGUGUGUAUAAAAAGAUAUUGGUACAAAUUAAGAGUGACCAAAAAAUCUUUAA